AUGAAACACAUGAGUAUCUUAAUCUUAUGUAUCCUGGCUGUGGCAGCCAAUGUGUGCCAGAACGAUGCCCAGACUGCAGGAUCUUCUCUCUCUCGAAGUUUCGGAAUGGCCGGACUUACAUACGUCAAUCUUCUGGAUAUUUUGGAAGACCAAGGCAAUGAAUUACUCUAUUUCAUUGGGCAUUUUAUUCCACCUCCAUGGGACACAAUAAUCUACAAGUCGGACCCAGCCCUGGGCAUAGUGCAAGUGAUGACUUAUGAUAUCUACUGCAACUACCUUUCCUACGCCAUGUCUCCAAACAGGGAGUUCAUCUAUAUCCAAGACUUGACUACGGGAAAGAUAUUCGAGAUCAGGACUUCAGACAUGGUCAUCUCCAGGGAGUUGUCAGUUAGCUCUGCCUCUGUGGAUUUGAAUUCAAACAUGGAAGUGGGUGAAGGCUUCUUCUUCAGCCUCACCAUUAGCUCAAUCAUGCACACUUGCAGAUGGAACAUGGCAAAUACCAAUCUCGACUGAUUCACUUUCGGAGUCAACAGUCAGGCCAAUUUGGCUCCAAUCAGUGCUGAUCUGCUGUUCUUUGGAUCAACUGACACAGCUACCGACCAAUACUACCUGGUGAACUACAAUUUCUCCUCCUCCAGCCUGGUCUGGAAGAAGAGCAUUGCCUGUCCCACUUCGGGCUGAGUGAACAAAUCCAGCAGCUCCCUGGUGAGCAGAGAUGAAAAGUGGGUCUACACAAUGAUACUGUACGAUGGCAACUUUAUUUUCCAAAAACUCAGCACCACCGAUGGGAGUCCCCAAAGCUCAGGGCUGAUUUGGAACGACAGUGGGUAUUAUACUAGUUACUGAAUGAAAGAGUUCAGUGAUUUCAUUGCCGUUCAGAUUCGCAGUACCUCAUUACCAAAUGAUAAAAAGUUGGUUCUGGUCUCCCCCUCGGCCGCAGAAGUUGUGAAGGAGUACAAGUCUGUGAGCUCGAGUGCUUUUGCAGUUGGAAGGUUGUUAUAUAAAGAGGAAGAGCUAAUGUUUCAUUCUGGAAGAUUACCCACCAAUAACACAUUCUUCCUUGCAAGAUCACCCACAAACAACAUUGGACAACUUUCUGAGUUUGAAGAAGACACUCCUUUGUUCAGUCCAAUUACCACAAACUACCAGGCGUCUGCAACAGCAUCUAACCCAAGCAUCACAACAAGUACUAAGACGCUCAAUAUUGCCACCUCUUCAGCUGUCACCACCACAGAUAUCACAUCAUCGACCAACCCCUCAUUUGCCAAGUAUGUGGCUUUAUGGAACGCAGACCUCGUACAGUCGGUGCAGAGCAACUCUUCGGUCCAGCUGAGUUUCACUUGGGCCUGUGCUCAGUCAUCAAAUAACACUGCGAUCACUUUCAGUCUGAACCAGACUGGAACCAAUGUGCUCCCUGAUUGGGUACAUUUGGACGCAAGCAACCUACAGUUAAAUCUUACCACCACCCCCAGACUUACAGUUGCGACGGUUUAUUACUUUUCCCUAAAGAUUGCCUUCAACAGCGAGGUUCACUACAAGAACUUUCAGAUCACCGUUGAAGAGUGAACAAUUGGACACUGAGUCCUCUGACAAUUGGGCAGCCCCAGUAUUUGAGAGACUUGCACAGAUGGCUUCCAAAGCUCUAGCGGAGGAACAUCUUGUUCCAUUGUAACUUCAUCAACUACACAAACUGCAACAACUGAAGCAGUUGCGAUAACUGGAGCAACUGAGACUACUACUGUUUUUAUUGGAUGAAGUAUUAUGGCUGCUAGUGCUUCAUCAGUCUUAUCAUUGUCAUCUAUAAACGCAGUAUUUAGCCUUAUGAAUGGUAUGCAAUUGAUAUUGUUAUUACCUAUGGUUCCUGGCUACUUAUCUCCUGUAGUCGAAGCAUAUCUUAACGGAAUAAGCUUCUCAAUGCUAUCUUUCGAUUUCAUUAAUAUCAAAGAUCUAUGGUUUAUUAGCGAUAUUUCAGGUUCUCUGUCGUAUCCUCAAACCGAUGAUUACCUGAAUGAUCUUGGAUUAAGGUCUAUGAGCUCAAUCGCAAAUAAUUUGUCGUUAUUGUUAAUUGUUAUUUUAUUUGGAUUCAUUCAUUGAGGAAUUUGUAUAAUGUCAAAGUGUACUAAAUUUUCCAAUCAUAGAAAAUGAAAAAGUUUUAUUGAUAAGCUUUACAAGUUCUUCACGUUCAACAUAUAUAUCAGACUGUUUAUCCAGGCAUUCUUGUUCUUGUGUCUAUCUAUUUUCUCUGAGUUUAGAGCAGUCAAUUUCAACUCGACUGUAGCCGGAAUAUCUUUUGGGUUAUGAUUAGCUUUGGCAAUAUUGUCAACUGUGCUGCUUCUUUUAGGAUUUUAUAUGUAUUAUAUAUCAUGCUCUCAAGCUGACCCAGAUAAGUAUUGGCGAUGAAGUGAGUACUUUAAUGGAGUCAAGACAAACAAAUACUCCAAGUUUUAUUCAAGCGCUUUCUUGUUGGUGAGACUAUUGCUGACAUUGCUCAUCAUUUGAGGGAAAUCAUUUGACCCAGUUUUUAAAAUUGUUUUAUUCUGUGUCCUGAACUUUUCUUACGGGAUUUAUUUGCUUACUUCAAGACCGUUCGAAAACCCACAAGAUAGUAUUAUUGAAUGUGUAAAUCAGAUAAUGUUCUCUUUCUUGAUAGUGCCAUUAUUGUGGUUAAAAUUAGAGGAAGACUGGACUUCAUCUUAUGAAAUGUUUUAUACAUCAAUAUUUGUCUCUGCUUCAGCAAUAUCGUUCAUAGUAUGCCUCAUAUUCCUCAUAAAAUCAAUAAUUACUUCCUGAAGAAAAAAGAAAGCACUAAACCUCCGACAAGAAGACUAUCAGAUAGAGCUUGACUCCAAUCCAAGGGCAUCCCAGAGCCAAAAAUAUGACACCCCUGGCCCAUCCCCUAUAUCCGACUCCCCCUUUCAAAACAUUCAAGUCACUGAACCGCCCUUUGCGACCAGCCAGAACAUCCAAAAUCAGCCUCUGAAAGGCAUGCCUUUAGAAGAAGAAAAAUUUUAAGGCUGUCUACAGCACUAAUU
Moneuplotes crassus is the source of this 3032-nucleotide messenger RNA. Lineage: Eukaryota; Ciliophora; Spirotrichea; Euplotida; Euplotidae. The record is from the annotation of a GenBank genome assembly.